CGUUCCCUUGGCCGCCCGGGCCCUUUGCGAAGCGGAGGACGCGGGGAAAGCCAGCGGGGAAGGCCAGCCGCCUCGCCCGCCCUUCGACCUCAGCCUCCUGGAGGUCCUCGCCUGCCCUUUGUCUAAGAAGCCGCUCAGGUAUGAAGAAUCCACCAAUGAAUUAAUUAACGAAGAGUUGGGCAUUGCCUACCCCAUCACUGACGGCAUUCCUAAUAUGAUCCCCCAGGCUGCAAGGAUGAUUGGCAAAGAGAAGCAAGAAAAUGAACCUGAGAGGACCUAGAAAAUUUUCUUCUUAUGAAAGACAAACACAGGUGGCUAAAAAAAUGUUUCUGUCACUGCCUACAAUGACUGUACUUGUCCCACUGUUGUCUUUAGCUGGCCUGUUUUAUUCAGCCAGCGUAGAUGAAAACUUUCCUCAGGGCUGCACAAGUACCACCAACCUGUGUUUCUACAGCCUGCUGCUUCCAGUUACAAUCCCAGUUUAUGUGUUCUUCCACCUUUGGACCUGGAUGGGCCUUAAACUCUUUCGCCACAACUAGGGUAGACUGAAAUGAGUGAAUCUCUCAGAAGUGAGCAUUGACUAAAAGGUGUGGCUUCCUUUAUUUGUCUUUAAUAGCUUGUCCCAUGGAUGUGAAGUCAUCCCUAACAAGCAGUGACUAAACACAUUUAAAUAAACAUGCACUCAGGUGCACAGAAAACUUGCAUACCUUCUGGGGCAUAAGAAAUAGAUGCUUUUACCUACUAGCACCAGACCAGAUCCAUGGGAAUUGUCAGCCACAGAAGUGUUGUGGGCGUAAUGCAAGCAACACUUAGGUUAACAGUGGGUCAUACAGACAAAGCAGCUGGAAUGGACUGUAUCUGAUUUCACUAACCAUUUGCCAUGCCCAUAAGAGAGGCACUACAUUUCCGCCUUUGGAUCUUGAGGAAGUGGGCUGGAAGCUGCACUAUAAGUUUUAUCAUCCCUUAAAAAAGUCCUGUGCAGAAAUAUCCUAAAGUAGAGCUUAAAGUUUUACCAGAUGCCUUCAAGCAUUUAUUUGUUGUCUUAGCAGAGUUCCUUGGAAGAAUGGCUUUUAAUACAGGAUUUUCACAACACCCUUCAUGGCCCUAUUGUAUUUUCAGGUUACUGUCGCCUUAUUGUUGAAUGUGGUGGUAAUGGAUAGCACUCAGGAUUUUGCUUUGAUUAAUCUGCACUGUUUUCUCCUCAUAGCUUUUAUGCUUGAAUUCAUAUGUAUAAAAAGAACUGCUAUUACCAUAUUGUGAUCAAAACAAUAUAAAUAAAGCAACUGCAAAACCAAAUA
Molecule: messenger RNA, 1298 nt
Organism: Sceloporus undulatus (fence lizard)
Lineage: Eukaryota; Metazoa; Chordata; Lepidosauria; Squamata; Phrynosomatidae
Gene: PIGY
Product: phosphatidylinositol glycan anchor biosynthesis class Y
Exons: 2
Coding region: 261-539 (92 amino acids)
Source: RefSeq, a predicted model, not a curated record